UCAUCACUGCACUCAUGAUUCCUCACUCUAGUUAUUCAAGCUUCACCGUUUCCCGCUCUUGCUGGAUCAGCUAAACAGCAACCACUGGUUGAGUCACUGCAGACAGUCUCAUUUGAGCCGAAUAAAUUGCUUGCCGGCCUAAUUGUUGUCUCUGACCUCGGUUGCUUGACCGUCCUCACUGAGUUGUCCGACUGACGGUUUGCUUAGGUUUACUCAUAAAUUCGCCGCACCACUAGGGGGAUGUCCUGUGACCCUCCGUAGCCUAACCUUACUAGCACUGUGCGUGCGGAAUCAGUGAGCGGCGAAACGUUCUCGCUGGUUCGGAGGUGCUUUCAGGUUCGGAUUUUCAGGCUCGGGUUUCCAAGCUCGGAGCCCUGUGCGGCUGUGCCUGCAGCUGGUAGUUCUCGCCUGCACUCUGUCCGCCGUUGGGUGCGAGGCGCCUUAAACUGCGCUGUUCCGUCCGCGGCUAUUUAUCACGCCAUUAGAUCACUCCGCCAUUGUCGGCCGCCAUGGCGUCCGCCAUGCCGCAGUCGCUCUCCGCCAGGCGCGUGUGGUUCGACCAGUUCGUAUCGCCCGGCCGCGUGCUCACCGCGUCCGUGCUCGGACGACCAACAGAGAAGCUCGAAUCGCUUUACAAGAUCGGCGGAAAAUUAGGUCAGGGGCAGUUCGGAGUCACCUAUUUAUGCACGGAGCUCGCGACGGGCAAGGAGUACGCGUGCAAGACGAUCGCGAAGAAGAAAUUAAUCUCCGCGGAGGACGUGGCGGACGUGAAGCGCGAAGUCGCGAUCAUGCACCACCUGGCGGGUCACAAGAACAUCGUGUGCAUUAAAGGGGCGUACGAAGACGCGUACGCGGUUCACAUCGUCAUGGAGCUCUGCUCGGGAGGGGAACUUUUUGACCGGAUCAUCAAACGAGGGUAUUUCAGCGAGCGUCAGGCUGCUACGUCCAUUCGCACUAUAGCGCGAAUAGUGGAGGCGUGCCACUCGCUUGGCGUGGUGCACCGCGACUUAAAGCCCGAAAACUUCCUGCUGGCAGACCGGACGGAGAAUGCCGACCUAAAGGCCACAGACUUCGGCCUCUCCACCUUCUUCAAACCAGGCGAGCCCCUAUCGGACGUGGUGGGCAGCCCCUACUACGUGGCGCCGGAGGUGCUGCGACGGCGCUACAGCAAGGAGGCGGACAUCUGGAGCAUGGGGGUCAUCCUCUAUAUCCUGCUCUCGGGCGUGCCGCCGUUCUGGGCAGAGACGGAGCAGGGCAUCUUUGAGGCGGUGCUGCGGGGCCACUUGGACUUCACCAAGCAGCCGUGGCCUUCCAUCUCCACGGACGCCAAGGACCUCAUCCGCCGCAUGUGCUGCCUCGACCCCGCCCGCCGCCUCACCGCCUACCAAGUGCUCUGCCACCCGUGGGUUGCCCAGGACGGAGUGGCCCCUGACCGGCCUCUGGACGCGGGUGUCCUAUCUCGCCUCAAGCAAUUCUCGGCAAUGAACAAGCUCAAGAAGAUGGCGCUCAGAGUAAUCGCAGAAUCGUUGUCAGAAGAGGAGAUCUCGGGUCUGAAGCAGACGUUUGAGAUGAUGGACACGGACAGGAGCGGCACCAUCACCUUUGAGGAGCUCAAGGCAGGGCUGCAGCGCAUCGGAUCGAACAUGCAGGACAGCGAGGUGCAGGAGCUGAUGGACGCGGCUGACUUCGACGGCAACGGCAUGAUAGACUAUGGGGAGUUCUUAGCGGCCACGAUGCAUCUGAACAAGAUAGAGCGCGAAGAGACGCUGUUUGCCGCCUUCUCGCAUUUCGACAAGGACAGCUCGGGAUUCAUUACAGUGGACGAGCUGCAGCAUGCUUGCAGGGAGUACAGCAUCGAUGAGGACUGUAUCGUGGAAACAAUGCGAGACGUCGACACUAACAAUGAUGGGCAGAUUGACUACAACGAAUUCGUGACAAUGAUGAGGGCUGGCAACGGUGGUAUCGGGCGGAAAAGCCUGGGGGGUAGCUGGACCAGCGGCAAGCUGCUGAGAGACCUGGUGGAAGCGGCACGGCAGCAGCAGCAGCAGCAGCAGCAGCAGCAACAGCAGCAGCAACAACCAGAACCCAUGGUGUCUUGACUUGAGUCGUGCGAUGCGACUUGUGACAUGCCUGCUGGGCUGCUGUAAUGACUGACGGGUAGAUGACAGGGCGAGGGGAAAGCAGCCUAUUGUAGCAUAUUGACAGAAGCAAGUAGGUGUGCGUGAAAGUAGCUCGCAGGGGUGCGAACUCGGGAGGAAAGGAAGCAUCAUUGGGGUUUGAGCAUGAGUUUGUCUUCAGCGAUGGUGCAAGGUGUUUGUAUUAUAUCAUAUGCUAUUCGAUGCGAAGUGUGAUGUGAUAUAAUGUGCAGAAAUGUCGUCAUGGCGUUGGUAUCUUCAGUAUGGACCUUUUUUUAUUUGAGUAUCAAUUAAGGUCUUAAUUGUAG
Closterium sp. NIES-67 is the source of this 2443-nucleotide messenger RNA. The record is from the annotation of a GenBank genome assembly. Lineage: Eukaryota; Viridiplantae; Streptophyta; Zygnematophyceae; Desmidiales; Closteriaceae.